Lobosporangium transversale is the source of this 1655-nucleotide messenger RNA. RefSeq lists its product as hypothetical. The coding region runs from base 150 to 1562 and encodes 470 amino acids. The transcript has a single exon. The record is from RefSeq and is a predicted model, not a curated record. Lineage: Eukaryota; Fungi; Mortierellomycota; Mortierellomycetes; Mortierellales; Mortierellaceae.
ACUAAUGUUUGUGACAGAGAUUGUGGGCUGUAGCUCUUAGGGCUUGUAUCUACAAUGGAACUAUUUAUUAUUUCUCGUAACAAUCGCCUAAUUCUCUCUCUCUCUCUCGCUUUCCUCUUCCCAUCCCCCAAUAAACUAAACCUGCCACCAUGAAAGGCCCUCAAAACAGCAACGAUACCAUUCAUGAUACUUCUGAUAUACCUGCUCCACAACCCCCUUCAAUUCAAUCCACAGCGCCAUCUUCUGCACCACCCUCUACUUCGCUCUACUCACCCUUUACAUUCACGGUUGACCAGACUUCUAGUGCAGCACUUUUAUCGCCAUUUUCUACAGUAUCCACAUCAGCAAUAACUUCCUCAUCAUCUCCACCAUCUUUAGCAUUGUUAUCACCGACAGAAACAGCGCCCUAUGAUGAUGCCCCACCUUCGUACGAAGCUACGAUUGACAAAGACAACCUCCCACAAAUCCAUAAUGACUAUGACCAUCUUUGUGGCCCACCUAGUCAGCGAGGCGUCGAGCUUAAAGGCAGGAUCCCCAUGGAAUCAUUGAAUGCAUCCCUGUAUAAUCAACAGUCUUCCACUGCAGAAUCCAGUGGUGCUGUUGGUACAAGUAGUGCUUCUUCUUCUUCAGGUCCUCGUAUUUUCUCACCUGCACCUCCUCGUCCGAAUGAAUCCAACUAUGUGCCCAUUCAACAUUCCCCUACUACUGCCAAUGCACCCGAGCUUGGCUUACGAGGCCAGAUUUCUCUCGAUGAUGAGGAAGAAGGCGAUUUUGCAAAUGAUAUGGAUCGCUUAUUAGGCACAAAUCAUGACAACGACCAAGACUACAGUCAUAAUGCUACUACUAAUGGGGAAGCGGAAGAAGAGACAGGUUCAUCCAGUUGGUCAAUUGCGGGUGAUGGAAGAGCCUGGGCAGCAUUGACCUAUAUGAUCUUCAUGAUCUUACCAUGGUCCGUUUUUUGUUUCACAUGGACAUUUAUUUGGGCGUUGAUGGCGUUCUGUUUAAUGAUCAUUCCGCCUCUAGGCUAUCCAUUUGUUAUCUUCUCAGCUACAUCUUGGCGUGCAUUGGCUCGUGUGGACUUGGCUCUUUCAGCAGCGCUGGUCUCGAACAAGGUUCGACAAAAAUAUCCCAAUGUGCCUGCACGGAUUUUUAUUGCAUCAGAACCUGAUCCCAGACCUCCUUCAUGGAAACCUCCAAGUCUGUUUGGGAUUCAAAUUCCAUUGCCUCAAUUUAUCCUUCAACGAUUGGAAAGGAGACAUACUUCGAGACACUGGGGCUCGCUUCGUCGACAACGAUAUAAGAAUAUGUGGGAUAGAGGGGCGAAGCAUUUGAAAGCAACCAUGGAUCGACAUACAUACAGGUCUAUGGUUUAUUUCAUGUUCUGGAAGUUGAUGCUGGCAUCGAUGUUGACCUGUUUCAUCUGGCUCUUGUUUCUAAUGACGCUCCCAAUGUUGAUGUGCCUGAUGCCAACGUUAUUGGUGGUUUCGAGGAAAUUUGCAAACUGGCAGUAUCGAUGGGCUGUCUAUUGGCUUAGUGAAAAACCUGCACCUAUUGUUGUAUGAUGGAAUCAUAUUCAUAAUGACAACGAUCCCGUUUUCAUGCUCGCUUAUAAACCCUUAUUAAAAAAAAUUUGCUCUUUGCCUGGGAAAUUAUUG